AGUGGUGCCCAAUGCUCUCGAUCGAUAUUCAGAUGCAAUUAUUGUAUGAUUAUAGGCUAGUUUAAAUAGGCUUAGAAAGUCACUAAGAUAAUAGUAUCUAUAACUCUUGUUCGAUCUUAGUUCAUGUCCACCUCCCCUGGUGUCGUCCAUCGGCCACGAUGGCACGUUUGCCAGGUUUUGAGACAUGGCGAACGCGCCUAGUCAUCCCAAACCGACCCAGGAAUCGGAACGUGCCUCGCCAACUCGGACCACGCCUCCUCCAGCUAACCCAAACCAAGUCAGGCCUCUCGAACCUUCCACAGCCUUCUCACCUGACCUCUCUUCCAGACGUUUCCCCCACUCCCGCCGUCGUAUGCAAGUGAGAAAGAAAGAAGAAUCAAGAAACCAAGAAGGAACCACCGCCGUUCGCUGCUACCACUUACACACAACACCAGGAAGAACAAGAAGAGGAGGAGGCUAAUAACAGGAAAGAAGAAAGGAAAGCAGAGGAAUUGGGACGAUAUGGGCGUGGAUUACUACAGGAUUCUCCAGGUGGACAAGAACGCCAAGGACGAUGACCUCAAGAAGGCCUAUCGCAAGCUCGCCAUGAAAUGGCACCCCGACAAGAACCCGAACAACAAGAUGGAAGCCGAAGCCAAGUUCAAACAGAUCUCCGAAGCUUACGAGGUCCUGAGCGAUCCGCAGAAGCGGGCGAUCUACGACCAGUACGGCGAGGAGGGGCUCAAGGGGCAGGUCCCGCCGCCGGGAGCCGGCGACACUUCCUUCUUCUCCGGCGGGGACGGGCCCGACGUGUUCCGGUUCAAUCCCAGGAAUGCGGACGAUAUAUUCGCCGAGUUCUUUGGGUUCUCCAGACCCUUUGGGGGCAUGGGCGGUGGCAGUGGGAUGAGGGGCGGAUCGAGGUUCGGCGGUGGGAUGUUCGGAGAUGACUUCUUCGGAUCGGCCUUCGGCGGGGAGGGGUCCGCGAUGCACUCCCACCGGCUGCAGAAGGCGGCACCUAUCGAGAACCAGCUGCCGUGCAGUCUCGAGGAUUUGUAUAAGGGGACUACCAAGAAGAUGAAGAUCUCCAGGGAGAUUGCUGAUGCUAGCGGGAAGACAAUGCCAGUGGAGGAAAUUUUGACAAUUGAUAUAAAGCCUGGUUGGAAAAAAGGAACAAAAAUUACUUUCCCAGAGAAGGGAAAUGAAGCACCCGACAUAAUUCCUGCAGACAUAGUCUUUGUCAUUGAUGAGAAGCCCCAUGACGUAUUCAUGCGGGAAGGAAAUGAUCUUGUAAUGACGCAGAAAAUCUCUUUGGUUGAAGCUCUUACUGGUUACACUGUACGUUUGACUACACUUGAUGGUCGGAGCCUUACAAUACCAAUUAACUCCAUAAUUCAUCCUGCCUAUGAGGAGGUUGUUCCUCGAGAAGGGAUGCCGCUACCAAAGGAUCCUUCCAAGAGAGGAAACCUUCGAAUCAAAUUCAAUAUCAAGUUUCCAACAAGGUUGACUUCUGAGCAGAAAGCUGGAAUCAAAAGGCUAUUAGCUCCGUAGUUCAACAUGCUGCUGAGCAUCUGAUGUUGUGAGUAUCUGUGGUAGGCUUGAGUUAUGCGUCUUGGCUCAAUGUGUUUGUAUUGGAAUUGAGAUUUUGCAGUAGGCUUAUCAGGUUUUUAUCUAGCAUUAGUUAGUCAAUUAUGAACCUUCCAUAAACAUAUCAUUGUUUACUUAUAAAGGAAAUUGAAGAAUGAUCGAUUUAUUUAUGGUAGA
Phoenix dactylifera (date palm) is the source of this 1740-nucleotide messenger RNA. The record is from RefSeq and is a predicted model, not a curated record. Lineage: Eukaryota; Viridiplantae; Streptophyta; Magnoliopsida; Arecales; Arecaceae.